AUGUCUUUAUUUGAUGAUGGUCCAAGGAAAAUGGAAAAUCACAGCAGCAUCAUGUUCCUGAAAAUACUAUUAUGUGACACGGAUGGUAGGAAUCACUCACCUGUGUCUCAAUUCAUUUUUGAGCCUUUAUCUGACACACACUCUAUAAAUAUCAUCCUAUUCUUGAUGGUUCUGGUUUUGUACCUUGUCACCCUGAUGGGAAACAUCUUGAUCAUAAUUGUUACUUGGACCGAUCCUGUUCUUCACUCUCCCAUGUAUUUCUUCCUAUGGAAUCUGUCUUUUCUAGAGAUUGGUUAUACUUCAACUAUAAUCCCCAAAAUGCUGUCAAACAUCCUGUCAGAAGACACGAGCAUUUCUUUCAUAGGCUGUGCCAUCCAGAUGUAUUUCUUUGGCUCCCUUGGAAUUGCGGAAUGUUGCUUGUUGGCUGCCAUGGCGUAUGAUCGCUAUGUGGCAAUAUGUCACCCUUUGCAUUAUGCAGUCAUCAUGAGCAGAACCAUGUGCCUGCAGAUCUCUCUGAUCUGCUGGCUCCUUGGGGUCCUGGUGGUUUUGGUGCCAGCAACUUUAAUAUUCACUCUUCCCUUCUGUGGACCCAACAAGAUCAACCACUUUUUCUGUGACCUUCCUCCGCUUCUGAGACUCGCCUGUGCAAACACUUUCAAAAUGGAGAUCAUCAUUUUCACCGUCACUGUACUCUUCAUACUGCUACCCUUUCUGCUUAUUCUGAUCUCCUACAUAUGUAUCCUCCAAAAUGUGCUGAAGAUGUCCUUCGCUACCAGCAGAAGCAAGGCCUUCUCCACUUGUUCAUCCCAUAUAUUGGUGGUCAUGUUCUUCUAUGGAUCAGCAGUUCUGACAUAUCUGAGACCUCAGUCUGCUUAUUCAGUUGAAACAGACAAAGUCCUCUCAUUUUUUUACACUGCUAUCUGUCCAGUGAUGAACCCUUUGAUCUACAGUCUCAGGAACAAAGAUGUGAAAGAUUCCCUGAAGAAGCUGAUGGGCAGAAAAAUACUGUUCUCUAGGAUGUAG
Molecule: messenger RNA, 1023 nt
Organism: Varanus komodoensis (Komodo dragon)
Lineage: Eukaryota; Metazoa; Chordata; Lepidosauria; Squamata; Varanidae
Product: olfactory receptor 10A4-like
Exons: 2
Coding region: 1-1023 (340 amino acids)
Biological process (GO): G protein-coupled receptor signaling pathway
Cellular component (GO): membrane
Molecular function (GO): olfactory receptor activity; G protein-coupled receptor activity
Source: RefSeq, a predicted model, not a curated record